UGCAGUCUGUGCUUACAGUGAGUUUCUCUGGGCCUCAGCUUCUUCAACUUUAGAACAAAGGGUCUCAAUUCACAGAUGAUCAUGAAGUUCUAUUUCAGCUCUAUUUGAUUCUAUAGUUGGUGUCAUGCAAGAAUCUGUUUACAUUGACUAAGGAUAUUGGAAGAGUGAAGAUCAGAGAAUUUUAAGCCUGAAAUUUGGCAUCACUGCCCUUAACAAUAUAACCUUAGUUGGCGUAAACUACUCCUACAGACAAAGGCAUUAUCCAUCACAUUAAGUAACUUUUUGUAUUUAUUUCAAGUGGACAAUCGUGAUUAGAAAAGCUCCUGUGUCAAAAUUCAAGAAAAUCUGACAUAAAUGAACAACAACACAACAUGUAUUCAACCAUCUAUGAUCUCUUCCAUGGCUUUACCAAUCAUUUACACCCUCCUUUGUAUUGUUGGUCUUUUUGGAAACUCUCUCUCUCAAUGGAUAUUUUUAACAAGAAUAGGUAAAAAAACCUCAACACACAUCUACCUGGCACACCUUGUAACUGCAAACUUACUUGUGUGCAGUGCCAUGCCUUUCAUGGGUAUCUACUUCCUGAAAGGUUUCCAAUGGGAAUAUCAAUCUGCUCAAUGCAGAGUGGUCAAUUUUCUGGGAACUCUAUCAAUGCAUGUAAGUAUGUUUGUCAGUCUCUUAAUUUUAAGUUGGAUUGCCAUAAGCCGCUACGCUACCUUAAUGCAAAAGGAUUCCUUGCAAGAUACUACUUCGUGCUAUGAGAAAAUAUUUUAUGGCCAUUUACUGAAAAAAUUUCGCCAGCCCAACUUUGCUAGAAAACUAUGCAUUUAUAUAUGGGGAGCUGUACUGGGUAUAAUUAUUCCAGUUACCAUAUACUACUCAGUCAUAGAAGCUACAGAAGGAGAAGAGAGCCUAUGCUACAAUCGGCAGAUGGAACUAGGAGCCAUGAUCUCUCAGAUUGCAGGUCUCAUUGGAACCACAUUUAUUGGACUUUCCUUUUUAGUAGUACUAACAUCAUACUACUCUUUUGUAAGCCAUCUGAGAAAAAUAAGGACCUGUACAUCCAUUAUGGAGAAAGAUUUGACUUACAGUUCUGUGAAAAGACAUCUUUUGGUCAUCCAGAUUGUACUAAUAGUUUGCUUCCUUCCUUAUAGUAUUUUUAAACCCAUUUUUUAUAUUCUACAGCAAAAUGAUAACUGUCAGCAACUGAAUUAUUUAAUAGAAACAAAAAACAUCCUCACCUGUCUUGCUUCAGCCAGAAGUAGCACAGAUCCCAUUAUAUUUCUUUUAUUAGAUAAAACAUUCAAGAAGACACUGUAUAAUCUCUUUACAAAGUCUAAUUCAGCACAUAUGCAAUCAUAGGCUUGACUUUUGAAUGGAAAACCCACAAUAUAGAAAAGUAUUCCUGUGACUUUAUUAGGGAUGCUAAACUACAUCAUUAACAUGUCACAACUUAGAUGACAAUAGUCACCAAGAAAAUCUCUUUGGUUUUUAAAAACAAAUAAAUAUAUAUUCAUAAAACUC
Molecule: messenger RNA, 1521 nt
Organism: Callithrix jacchus (white-tufted-ear marmoset)
Lineage: Eukaryota; Metazoa; Chordata; Mammalia; Primates; Cebidae
Gene: GPR82
Product: G protein-coupled receptor 82
Biological process (GO): G protein-coupled receptor signaling pathway
Cellular component (GO): membrane
Molecular function (GO): G protein-coupled receptor activity
Source: RefSeq, a predicted model, not a curated record